This is a messenger RNA of Conger conger (European conger), 3148 nucleotides long. RefSeq names its product low density lipoprotein receptor-related protein 3 (gene lrp3). Gene Ontology annotation, molecular function: protein binding. Gene Ontology annotation, cellular component: plasma membrane. NCBI's taxonomy places the organism in Eukaryota, Metazoa, Chordata, Actinopteri, Anguilliformes, Congridae. The record is from RefSeq and is a predicted model, not a curated record. The transcript is spliced from 7 exons. Bases 650 to 3148 code for a protein of 832 amino acids.
AGAAAAAGGGAUUUCUGCAGCUACUAUUUUUCGUCUUGACUUUUUUCCCCCUCAAGCCUCUUGAGUUGACUUAAUAUGUACAUUUGCGUGCAAUCAAACUACCGGCGUUGAAUGUUUGUCGAUUCAUCCUCCUGAAGACCCAGGUGUAAACUGGAACAUUGUUAUCCUUUUCUGCCAGCUUAUCCAAACGACCAACACCAUUUAGCAAAUGGCAUGUUUGCUUGGUAGGUGAAGAUGAACCGAGAUGAACGCAGUACAGCUGACUAGCAAAACAAUAAAUUCAAAAAAACGGCAACAAAGGAAGGAAUGGAAAAUACAAACGAACGAUAUACAUAUGGGAAUGUAAUUCUGGAGCAAAGUUAUUUUUUUUCCAGUGCGCCCACGAAGUCAUGCAGAGACUUGCACCGAUUCGAAAAGACAUCAACCAUGAAGGAACACAUCCGUCGCCCGUUUUCAGAGGUUGGCGGUGGUAUUCCAUUCUGAGCUCGCGAAGAUGUACUAUUUCUUUCUGCAGCUUUAACAGCUACCCCGUAGUAAAAGACUGAUUGAAUUGUCUAAUGUCUCUAAAAUGGCAUAAGGCGCCCCCGAAAGCUGCAGAUGUUCAGAAAAUAAUUUCCAGGAUGACAAAAGAAUUGCCUGGCUAUUUCGAAUGAUGGAGAGGACUGUAACGAUAGAGCCUGUGGUUAAAUGGAUUUCCAUUCGAUUCGCUGUGUUUUGUGUCGCCUGUGUCGUCGUUGUUCGGAGGACCGAGUGCACAGCGGUACUGCUGGCUGCCUGCAGUGGGAAGGUGGAGCUGCACGCAGAGAGGAGGGGGGUCAUCUACAGCCCAUCCUGGCCCCUGAACUACCCCCCAGGAAUGAACUGCAGCUGGGACAUCCAGGGCGAUAAGGGCGAUGUCAUCACUAUCAGUUUCCGAAACUUUGACCUGGAGGAGUCUGGGAAGUGCUUGGGGGACUGGCUGAUGCUGGGGCCCACAUGGAGGGAGGAGUACCGGGUGUGUGGCUCCCUCCUGCCCCCUCCCUUCAUCUCCACCCGGGGCAGGGUCUGGCUCUACUUCCACUCCCAGGCCAACAGCUCUGGGCAGGCCCAGGGCUUCCGCCUGUCCUACAUCCGGGGCAGACUGGGCCAGAGCAGCUGUCAGAACGAGGAGUUCCUGUGUGGGAACGGGAAGUGCCUCCCGCGGGCGUGGCGCUGCAACGGGCUGGACGAGUGCGGGGACGGCACGGACGAGAAGAGCUGCGCCCCCCCGCCCACCGAGGCCCGGCCCAGCCUGUGCCCGCCCUCCACCUUCCAGUGCACGCAGGCCCAGUCCACGCAGUGCCUGCCCAACACGCUGCGCUGCAACGGGGCCCGCGACUGCGCCAACGGGUCCGACGAGGCCAGCUGCCCCGACACGUCCUGCGGCAAGCGGCUGGCCAACUUCUACGGCUCCUUCGCCUCGCCCGACUUCUUCCGGCCCAACCGCAGCCUGGCGGACCUGCGCUGCUCCUGGUUCCUGGACACGCAGGACCCCAAGCGCAUCGUCCUGCAGCUGGACCUGCAGCUGGGCCCCAGCGACACGGUGCGCGUGUACGACGGCCUGGGCGACCGCGGCGACCACCUCCUGCAGACCUUCUCCCACCGCAACAACCGCCGGCCCGCCGUGGUGGAGUCCAGCCGCGGCCAGAUGACCGUGCUGUACCACGCCAAGCCCCGGGGGCCCGGCCACGGCUUCAACGCCACCUACCAGGUGAAGGGCUACUGCUUCCCCGGGGAGCACCCCUGCGGCAGCGACCAGGGCUGCUUCUCCGAGCGCCAGCGCUGCGACGGCUACUGGCACUGCCCGUCGGGUAAGGACGAGGAGGACUGCCCCAUCUGCCCGGAGGGCCAGUACCCCUGCGAGGGCGCCAGCGGGGCCUGCUACCCCGCCUCGGAGCGCUGCAACAACCAGAAGAAGUGCCCGGAGGGCUCGGACGAGAAGAACUGCUUCAACUGCCAGCCGGGGAACUUCCACUGCGGCACCAACCUGUGCAUCUUCGAGACGUGGCGCUGCGACGGGCAGGAGGACUGCCAGGACGGCAGCGACGAGCGCGACUGCCUGGUGGCCGUGCCGCGGAAGGUCAUCACCGCCGCCCUCAUCGGCAGCCUGGUGUGCGGCCUGCUGCUGGUCAUCGCGCUGGGCUGCGCCUUCAAGCUCUACUCCCUCCGCACGCGCGAGUACAGGGCGUUUGAAACCCAGAUGACACGGCUGGAGGCGGAGUUUGUGAGGAGAGAGGCCCCGCCCUCCUACGGUCAGCUCAUUGCGCAAGGCCUCAUCCCACCGGUGGAGGACUUCCCUGUCUACAACCCCUCUCAGGCGUCCAUGCUCCAGAACAUCCGCACCGCCAUGCGCCGGCAGAUCCGGCGGCACUCCACCCGCCGCGUGUCGUCACGGCGCCGGCUGGGCCGUCUGUGGAGCCGGCUCUUCCACCGCGGCACCCGACUGCGCGGCCAGAUCCCGCUGCUGACCCCGCCCGGGGCCGCCCACCCCUCCCUCACCCGCUCGCACAGCUACCAGGCCGUGGGCGGGGCGGGGGGCGGCACGGGGCUCACGCCCUCCCCCUGCUCCUCCACCGCCCUGGGACUGGCCCUGCAGGCUCACGCCGAGGCCCUGUUCCAGCCCCCCGCGGACUCCCCGCCCACGCCCCUGUCCCCCUCCACGCCCACGCCCCUGUCCCCGCCCACCCCCUCCUCCCCCCUCUCUGCCUCCGACAGUCCGGAGGAGGAGGAGUCGGAGGAGUCGGGUGUGCAGUCUCCUGAGGGGCGAGAGGGCGGGGCCUCCCUCCGACUCCACCCGCUCUCAGGACUGAUGGACAGGCCGGGCCCCAGCAGACGGCCCAGCUCCGCCCCCGAGAACCCGUGCGACACCUACAGCCGCAGGGCCUCCCGAAAACUGGUGCAGGGGCUGGCUGCCAACGUGGCUCUGCGACGGUACACUCCCCUGGGCAUGUCCCCCAGCGCAGACCUCCGCCUGCCCUUCAGCCCCCCUGACACACACCCCCCUGCCCUGGCCCGGGGCCAGGGGCCCUCGAAUCGGAUGUGCCCGUCUGUGGAACUGCCAAUUCAGGAAGGGCAGGAGGCCUGCUGCGGGAGCAACGGGGACGAUGACGAGUCCCUUCUCCUGUGCUGA